GACGUACAGUCGACAAUAUGAGCAGCUUCGGGCAGAUCCUGAAGGAGAUUGGAGAGUUUGGUUUAUUUCAGAAGCGUUUAGUCGCUGUGCUAUGUAUUCCCAACAUUUUUGUUGCAUUUGAUGCGAUUGGACAAGUGUUUACAGGCAUGAACUUCCCUCAUCACUGUAACACUGACUGGAUCUUGGACCGAGGACCCAACCUGACUGUGGAGAGACAGAUAAAUCUCACCAUCCCUGUGAACAAAGAUGGAAAGUAUGAGAGCUGUGAAAUGUUCACACCUGUGGAUUGGGAUUUGGAAAAGAUUGAAGCAUUUGGGAUUAACACAACAACAGGAUGCAUAAAUGGAUCAGAUUACGAGACACCCAAAGGGGCCUCCAGCAUCGUGACAGAUUUUGAUCUGGUUUGUGACAGGAGCAGUCUCAUUGAGGUUUCACAGUCCAUAUUCAUGGUCGGUCUCCUGGUUGGAGCGUUGGUGUUUGGGCUGAUGGCUGACAGGUUUGGUCGACGCUUCGUGGUCCUCCUCUCGCUCCUUCAGCUACUGCUGUGUGGUGUUGUUGGUGCUUUCUCACCCAACAUCUAUGUCUACAUCGUUAUCAGAUUCUUAGGUGGCAUGUCAAAUUCUGGCAUCGGUGCAAAUGCAUUUGUCAUAGGUGGAGAAUGGAGUGAUUCUUCCAAGUUUGCUCUCUGUACCGUCGCCGCCCACUCUUCAUUUCCUCUUGGACUGAUGAUAAUGUCUGGCAUUGCCUAUCUGAUCCAUGACUGGAGGAUCCUGCAGCUGGUGCUCUUCUGCCCUCUUGUCCUUGUUCUGGGACUAUUUUACUGGGUUCUUCCAGAGUCAGCUCGCUGGCUCCUCACCCAGGGCAAGAAGAAGGAGGCCAUAAAGGAAAUCUGCAGGGCAGCUAAGGUGAAUGGGAGGAAGGUCCCAGAAGACCUGAUAGAGAGGCUGGAGGCUGCAGGAACAUCCAAAACAGGAAACAUGUUGGACAUCUUCAGGAUCUCCUAUCUGAGAAAACGUGCUCUUGUAAUGAGCUUCAUCUGGUUUGCAACUAAUCUGAUGUACUACGGACUGAGCCUGAAUGUCGGCAACUUUGGUCUGGAUAUCUACCUCACGCAGUUCAUCUUUGGUCUCGUAGAAAUUCCUGCAUAUCUGGGCACUUUACCAUUCAUCCAGCACUUUGGGAGGAGGAUAUGUCAAUCUGGGGUGCUGAUCUUUGCAGGAUGUGCUUGUCUUGGGACACUUGUGAUUCCAAAAGAUCUUCCUCAAGUCGUAACAGCCAUCGCUGUUCUUGGAAAAUUUGCAGUAUCUGCCUCUUUCUCAAUAGUCUAUGUUUACACCGCAGAACUAUACCCAACCGUUGUGAGGCAGAAUGGUGUAGGUCUAAGCACCAUGUGUAGUUGUGUGGGGGGUAUCCUUGCUCCACUGGUCAGACUCCUGGACGUCUACCAUUACACCAUCUCCAUGCUAAUAUACGGCACCAUCACCAUUGCUGCUGGAGGUUUCUGUUUACUGCUGCCUGAAACCUGCAAUGUUGAACUGCAGGACCACACUGAACCAAGGGAACCUGAGAAUGGAUCUGCUGAGAUUUCAUGUAAUUUAGAAAAGAGCACAGAAUUGUAAUUCACAUGAGCAAACCAGGAUCAGAGUCUAUAAUAUCAGGAACAGUAGCAUGUUUCCACUUAACUAAUACAGUGGUAACAGUAAUUUGUCAGAUCAACCUUGAUCAGGUGACCAAAAUAAUCUCAGGUUCUAAACAAAUAACUUGUAUCUAAGAUCCCAUCCCUACAAAAUUAUUUAAAGAAAUUCUGCACCUAGCUGAUAGUACUUUACUGAACAUAAUCGACCUGUCAUUAUCAUCAGGAUAUGUUACUUUAGACAUAAAUUAUCUAAUGAUAUAGCUGCACAAGACAACAUUGCCCUUGCUUCAAAUGAAGCAGUCAGGAACUUGGGAGUGAUCUUCGAUCCCGAUAUGUCCUUUAAUUCUCACUUAAACUUAUGUCUAGGACUCCCUUCUUCACUUGCUUAAUAUCUAAAAAAUAAGAUAUAUUCUUCCACAAAAAGAUGCAGAAAAAGACUCCACGCAUUUGUUACAUACAGACUUCUGUCCUUCCUGGUAGAGCGAUCCCUCACAUGUGGCUGUCUCUGAGGUUUCCAUGUUGUUUUUACCCUGUUUAAGGUUUUUUAGUAGCUUUUCAUUACACUUGUUGAGGGUUAAAUGCAGAGGAUGUCACACCUUGUUCAAGCCCUAUGACACAACAUGUGAUUUGUGAAUGGGUUACACCAAUAAAAUUUGAUUGAUGAUUGAUUAAAACUUAGUCGAAUCAUGUUGAAUUGUACUAAUGUUUCAUGUUCUACUUCCAAA
Molecule: messenger RNA, 2361 nt
Organism: Platichthys flesus (European flounder)
Lineage: Eukaryota; Metazoa; Chordata; Actinopteri; Pleuronectiformes; Pleuronectidae
Product: solute carrier family 22 member 13-like
Exons: 10
Coding region: 18-1619 (533 amino acids)
Biological process (GO): transmembrane transport
Cellular component (GO): membrane
Molecular function (GO): transmembrane transporter activity
Source: RefSeq, a predicted model, not a curated record